AUGGCUUCCAAGCUGGAAAAGCGUGUUAUCACGCCAGGCAACGGUUCUGACUUUCCCAAACGCGGUGAUACGGUCACGAUGGACUAUACUGGUUGGCUAUACGAUCCAGCUCAAGCUGCAAAUGACUACAAGGGCAGACAAUUUGACAGCUCGGUCGGACGUGCAGACUUCAUAGUCCAGAUCGGCAUUGGACGGGUGAUUCCAGGUUGGGAUCAGGGCGUACCUACGAUGUCCUUGGGUGAGAAAAGCACUUUGACCAUUCCAGGUGAUGUACAUCUCAAAGCCAUCGGCAACAAAUCGAUUUGA
Exophiala viscosa is the source of this 306-nucleotide messenger RNA. Its product is annotated as peptidylprolyl isomerase. The record is from RefSeq and is a predicted model, not a curated record. Gene Ontology annotation, biological process: protein peptidyl-prolyl isomerization. Gene Ontology annotation, molecular function: peptidyl-prolyl cis-trans isomerase activity. The transcript is spliced from 4 exons. NCBI's taxonomy places the organism in Eukaryota, Fungi, Ascomycota, Eurotiomycetes, Chaetothyriales, Herpotrichiellaceae. Bases 1 to 306 code for a protein of 101 amino acids. Gene Ontology annotation, cellular component: cytoplasm.